Daldinia decipiens is the source of this 2479-nucleotide messenger RNA. RefSeq names its product Retinoic acid induced 16-like protein-domain-containing protein. The record is from RefSeq and is a predicted model, not a curated record. NCBI's taxonomy places the organism in Eukaryota, Fungi, Ascomycota, Sordariomycetes, Xylariales, Hypoxylaceae. The transcript has 4 exons. Bases 106 to 2256 code for a protein of 716 amino acids.
AAAUCCCACCCCGAGAGCCAUGCAAAUGACGAGAAGACCAAGGACCAGAGGGAGAAGUUUGCCGGAAAGAUUCAGAAGCAGGACUUUCCGCUUUUCUAUCUGCUGAUGGAUUAUAUACAUCAUGAAGGGAAAAUCGGUGACUUCGCUCGGACUGGUCUGUUAUACAUCAUCGAAGCCGCUUCUUCCUCUGUUGCUCUGGAACAGUGGAUUGUAGAGAGUGACUUGUCGACCCUGAUGGCUACCGGACUUGGCGCGUUAUAUAGUCAACUAAGUCGGAAGCUUGUUAUCGACCAUCCCCCGGAGAACCUCCCUCCAGUUCUUGCUUUGUCCGAUUAUCAACAUCCUACAUCAACCUUUGAGAUUGUUAGUUCUUGUAGCCCAGAUUUUCAGCUGCAUUUAGAGACGUUCCUUUCCCAUCUGCUAUUCUGGCAGGAUGUCCUUAACCACUGUCGAUCGGUGGAAGUGAAAUCAACUCUUCUCGAGCAUUUCCAGGUCAUUUUCUUGCAACAACUACUGUACCCAUCCCUCUUGGAGUCUUCAGAUGUAGAUGGAGGCUCAUCAGUGGCCGUCUUAACUUAUCUUCGACGCAUACUAGAAGCCUUGGAUCAUCCCGAUAUGAUCAACCUCAUCCUUCACUACUUGCUAGCUCUCCCAGAUGCGAAGUCGGCCGCGCCGCCCGAUGCCGAGCCGUCGGUUAGCGCUGCGCGAAAGCGAAAGUCCAUGGACCUCGCCACUAUGAUGGCUACUAAAGUUGAACCUAGCUAUACACCCUUACUAUUCAAUCUAGUUGAUUUAAUUCAAUCAUGCCUGAAGUCUCGGAAUCAGCAGACCGUAUGCGUUACGCUUCAGCUCUUGGCGGCGAUCCUUAAGCGGCAUCACCGGUACGCGACUACGACUCUUCUCCACACAGAAGGUAUCGAUACCAAUAGUUCUCGUAGAACUGUGGGUGCUCAUGAACAAGAAGUCGAGUUUCUCACUACCCUAGCCGGGUCUGUUGGGGGCCAAGACAAUUUCAAUGAGAUAUACGAGAACAUCCUGAAAGACAGCAUGUCGCGUGUAGAAGGUCACCCAUGUUCUCUCAAACUGGUUACUCCAAACCUCCCCACAAACAACCCCAAUCUACCAAUAAUUCCCGACUCCUUGCCUGGAGCACCUGGAGAUGUCCUGCCACACACACUGAGCGCGGAAGAUCCUUUGUGGAAUAGCAUCUUAGAUAUUCUGGACUCAUUUUUCAUUAAUCCCGUCGAGAUGAACCUAUCCGCUACGGAGACUAUACUUGAUUUAGCGGUAUGCGGGUAUAUAUCUGUCGAGGGAUGGCUUAUGCGACACCCAAGAAGAUAUUCAUACGAUGGUGAUACUGAUGAAUCUACAUCUUUCCCCUUAGACCCCGAAUACCCUUUAUUUGACGAUACUGAGAAGUUAAAAGAAAUUGAAAAGUGCCGUCGUUGGCCGGUAUGGCAGUCAUCGGCCUUGCCGCGCAUUCUCACUGUUCUAGAGGCGCUUGCUGAUCAAGUUGAUUACUUCCGAGGUUCGGUGCCGCGAUUCGAGGAACUCUUGCAGCAACGCCGUGAAGCCUUCCAAACGGCUGAUACCGUUAUACCAAAUCAAAAUUUCCGGCCAACCUCCACCACGGGAGCCUCUAUACCAGAUCAAACAAGUCAAGAUGGAUCUCGCGCGGCAUCCCCACAGCGUCCCAGUGCACUUGAAGGAUUUGCGCAGAGAAUAUUGUCCGAAUUUGGAAGUCCAAGCCGGUCAGGUAGCCCACGUGGGCGGAAGGAAACAAUUCGAAGUUCAAGUACGGGAUCAGGUACAUCAGGGGGGCAAGGUGUUACAUCGCCAACCCCAAAAUCAAUACAACCUCCACCGAAAGAAUUUCCUCUAAACUACGAUAAUCCGUCCAAGAGCGGACUGGCACGAUCGCUCUCUCCUGGGAGCCAGCAUUCUGCACAGAAGAUCGAACCGAUUCCAUUAGACUUUGAACGAAAGAGUGCCAAUGCUACGGCAGAUGUCGAGGAGGAACAAGAAGAUGAAAAUGAAGGGAAAGCAGAUACCACAGAAGACCAAGAUAGUAAAGACGAGGGCGAUGUUGUGGACCAAUCUAUUGCCCCAACACCACCCGAGACACCACCCGAAGUAAAGACAGUUUCGGUCUCACACAUUCUCACCAAUGUUAUUAUCUACCAACAGUUCUUGUUGGAAUUGGCGAGCCUGGUUCAGGUCCGGGCAGGUCUGUUCAACGAGGUUAGAUUUGCUUAAGUGCAACUAUCCAAUCGAUGAUGCGCACGACUAUCGCGGAUGAUGGCGACUUUCUUGGCCUCCUUUCUCAGCACAGGGGAAUACCACAUUUUAUCGGCGCCGGAAGCCACGUUUUGGCAGGGAUUAGACGGUUUGGGGAAUUAAAGCACAUUCGAACAAAGCUCGCGAUUGUGAUAGGUUAUAAAGAAUCUGUUACAGAUCCAGCCCUUCUCCCCAUAUCACC